Messenger RNA from Symbiodinium pilosum, 2400 nucleotides. Lineage: Eukaryota; Dinophyceae; Suessiales; Symbiodiniaceae. The record is from the annotation of a GenBank genome assembly.
GUUGAACAUAACUUGUCAUCCUCGCGUGAGCGUGUUGCUGAUGCGCCUCCAGUUCCAUCUGAGCCAGAUGAGUCAACCAAAGCCAAACACAAGUUGACUCAUGAGCCGUACGCACCAUGGUGCCCAGUUUGCGUCGUUCAUAGAGCCCGCCAGGAUGCCCACGCAGCACAAGCCCAUACAUCAUCCCCUGCAAAUAUUGUGAGCUGGGUCUUUGGUUUCCUGAGCCGAAAGGAUGAUGACGCAGCCAAGCUCACCGUGUUGUUUGGGAUUGACAGGGGAACUCAUGCUGUGUGUGCCACUCCAACGAGUAGGAAGGGCGGCCCUGCCACUAGCUACAUGGUCAGCGAAGCGGCCAGAUUCGUGUGCUGGCUUGGAUACCCGACUGUGAAGUUGCGCAGUGAUUGUGAGCCAGCGAUUAUGGCAGUCAUUCAUCACCUGCAGAAAGCCCUGAGAGGUGCUGCAGAGCAAGCGUUGCAGCAAAUCAGGCAGCUGGCGUGUGUGUACAUUGCGCAAAUGGAAAUCAACAGCGGUGUUGCUGAAAUUUUCUUGGCCAAUCAUCCCAUCUUUGGUUUCGCAGUUGCGCAUGCAGCCUGGGUGAUGAACCGUUUCCGGGUGUCUCAGAAUGCCACGCCAUUUGAGCAGGUCACCUCAUCAGCCUACUUUGGAAAGGUAGCUAUGUUUGCUGAACAGGUCGUGGGCUACUUGCAAACUGAGGCCAAGGGAUCAGCAAGGUGGAUCAAGGCAGUGUGGCUAGGCCAGGCAGCAGGUGAAGGCGUAGGAACUCCUGAUGAGGCAACGACUGAUCCACCCGGGUCAAGUGCCAAUGCAAGCCGGCGCAACAGCGAUGUGAGCAUGGGCAGCUUUGUGUCGGCGCAGGACAUUGCAGGUGCGUCCUCUUCCAACAUGAAUGUACAGGUCGGCCAUGAGGAUGAAAGCCCAGAAAUUUGCAUCAGUGAGGAUGUUUUGGAUGAGCUUGAAGAGGAAGAACUUCUUGAUUCAGGGCACGACUAUGAGCCUGAAGGCUUGAGUGAGAUGGAGGAGAAGCUCAAGUUGCCACGCGAUAGUGAGGAUCCUCCUCAUCUGAAGCCAGCAGACCUGUCAUCCCUUGAUGCCUUGGCCGAAGUUGUGGAGAUAGAGCGGCUUAAGAAGCUAGGCGUCCUCCUUGACAGUGUUAUGCAACUUCAUGUAGAUGACAUUCUUGGCAGCGCAACUCGCAAGUAUACGCAUGAAGCCUUGAAGCCAACACUGGAGUCCAGAUAUAAGAUUAAGUUUGAGGUUUUGAGUGAGCCAGGCGAUGUGAUUUGGUUCCUCAAGCGUAAGCUGCGUUUGAUCAGUGCUGACCAGCUUCGCGUGACGCCUCAUCCGAAGUACGUUGAGCGCUUGGUUGAUCUUUUGAAGGUCAAUGGUCCUGGGAGGAAGAAGACCCCAUUGCUUGCCGAGUUGGAGAAAGUAAGCGCUGACAGCAGCCAGAGUUUGGGCGAGCCACAGGCCAAGAUUUUCAGGCAAUGUGUUGGCAUACUCUUGUAUGUUGCUUCUCAUUAUGUGGACUGUCAGUACACAAUAGGUUUGCUGGCAAGCAAGAUGAGCAGCCCCAAUCAGACGGCCAUGAAAGUGCUCAGGCACUUGGUUUCACACAUGCAGGGCAGAGUGUCGGAGGGCAUCCUGAUCUCAAACAGAGGUCGCCGCGCAGGGUUGCUGGGCAACUCCACGGAUCCUGAAGCAUGGAUUGAAUCCUUUAGUGACUCCAAUUGGGCGGCAGACCAGGUGACGAGGAAGAGCGCCAGCGCAGGAUGCAUAUGCGUGUUGUGCAAUGUUCUGCAUACUUCUUCACGUAGCCAGCGUGAGAUUGUCCUCAGCUCUGGAGACGCUGAGCUUCUUGCGUCAGCCGGAGUGCUAUGUGAUUGCAUGCUUGUUCGAACUUGCGUGUGUUUUGCAUUUUACCUGGAUGCGCCUCCACCUAUCACACAUCAUGUGGACAGCGCUGCAGCACUAGGUGCGUUGAGGAGGCAAGGUGUUGGUAAGAUCCGGCGUUUGUCCACACGCAUUUUGUGGCAGCAAUCUGCUGUGAAGUCAGGCAUCGUCAUUCCUGAAAAGAUUGGUACUGAUUGGAAUGUUGCCGAUUUGGGUGCCAAGGGCCUCUCACGUGCCAGAACGUUGUUCCUCAAGUGCCUUUUGCACGUGUACGACAGCGAGGAAGGUGCCUAUGUUGGGGAAGAUGAGUAUGCGUCUCAAUUGCAGUGUGCCUUGUUGAAGUCAGCAGUGCGGCAGCUGAGGCAGGUAGGUGCCGCAGCCAGCAAGCAGAUGAUCAGGCAGGUGGUUGUGGCAGCUUUGUUGUCGACGCCUGUGUUGGGUGCUGGCAGUGUGACAGACGCCUUGAGCUUUUCGCCCGGCAUGGUAUGA